Durio zibethinus is the source of this 1959-nucleotide messenger RNA. RefSeq names its product protein PIN-LIKES 2-like. Gene Ontology annotation, biological process: endoplasmic reticulum to cytosol auxin transport. Gene Ontology annotation, cellular component: membrane. NCBI's taxonomy places the organism in Eukaryota, Viridiplantae, Streptophyta, Magnoliopsida, Malvales, Malvaceae. The record is from RefSeq and is a predicted model, not a curated record.
UCUGAAAUAUUAAAAGGUUUAAUGAAACGAAAGUUUAUAUAUCAAAGUGAAAAUUUUUUUUAAAGUAUGAAAAUAUAUAUAAUAUCAGACAUUUUUAUAUUUAACACUCCGAAAAUUUAUUAUAAAAAUGUAAGUAAAGAGAGAAAAAAAAUUAAUACAAUAAUUGAUUUUACGGUAACAAAUGAUUUAUCGGGCUUUUUAGAAGAUAUCUGAAUCGCGUUUCUACGUCUCCAGACCUAAAGCUUUCCCGUGAAUCUUUGAUCAUCUCUUGUAUUCUCUUCCAUUCAACUCCGUACUUUUUCUUUGGCCAAAAAAAAAGCUCAAUACUUUCCGAUCUGAGGAAAUUGAAAUUUUGUUAUUUGAUAUUCAAGAAAUUGGAAAGGAAGAUGAUUCGUUAUUUGGCUGAAAUUUAUAAAAAUGAUAUGAAGUCUAGUGGUGAAGAUUUGUUAAGUGCUAUAGUGCCUUUGAUGAAACUUCUGUCUCUUACAGUUAUAGGAUUGGUUCUUGCACAUCCCAAAACGCAAAUCAUUCCAAAAGCUACAUUUAAGCUCCUAAGCAAGCUUGUUUUUGCACUGUUCUUGCCCUGCCUGAUUUUAACCGAACUGGGUGAAAGUAUUACGUUUGAUAGCAUUGGUCAGUGGUGGUUCAUUCCAGUUAAUGUGUUAGUCAGUACUUUAGUUGGUUGCUUGCUUGGGUUUUUGGUGGUUAUUAUAUGUCACCCGCCACCUGAGUAUAAGAGAUUUACCAUCAUUAUGACUGCCUUUGGCAAUACGGGUAACCUCUGUCUUGCGAUUGUUGGAUCUGUAUGUCACACUUCCAAUUCCCCUUUUGGACCCCAUUGCCACUCUAGAGGUGUGGCCUAUGUCUCUUUUGCACAGUGGGUUGCUGUGAUUCUUGUCUAUACCUUGGUUUAUCACAUGAUGGAGCCGCCGAUGGAGUUCUAUGAAGUUUGUGAAGAAGGGACUGAAAUUGAGGAACAGAGACCAACCAAUGAUAUCAGCAGGCCUCUUCUUGUAGAAGCUGAAUGGCCUGGUAUGGAAGAAAAAGAGACUGAACAUUCUAAGACACCAUUCAUUGCCAGGACUUUUAACAGCAUCUCAAUUUGUUCAGCAACAACUUUUCCUGACCUUGAUAUCGAUGGAGAGACUGGUGAGAGCAGUCACAAAUCCAUUCGGUGCUUAGCUGAACCAAGAGUAGUCAGGAAGAUCAGAAUCGUUGCUGAACAAACUCCAAUACAGCACAUACUUCAGCCCCCUACAAUUGCAUCUCUAUUAGCUAUUAUUAUUGGUAUGGUGCCUCAAUUAAAAUCCUUUGUCUUUGGAUAUGAUGCUCCCCUAUCUUUCAUCACAGACAGCUUGGAGAUUUUAGCUGGUGCAAUGGUGCCUUCUGUGAUGCUCAUUCUUGGCGGUAUGCUAGCUGAGGGUCCAAAUGAUUCUAAGCUUGGACUCAGAACCACAAUUGGCGUAAUAGUGGCAAGACUCUUGGUGCUUCCAUUGCUCGGAAUAGGGAUUGUGACACUUGCCAGCAAAUUGAAUUUUCUUGUCCCUGGUGAUGCAAUGUACAGAUUUGUGCUCUUGUUGCAAUAUACUACACCAAGUGCCAUUUUGUUGGGAGCUAUUGCAAGCUUGAGGAAUUAUGCAGUUAGUGAGGCUUCAGCACUUCUCUUCUGGCAGCAUGUAUUUGCUCUAUUUUCUUUGUCUCUGUAUAUUGUUAUUUACUCUAAAUUGCUGCCACAUAUGUAGAUUGAUAGAUUUGCCUAAUGUCUUGGCGCAUGAAAAUCUUGUUGGCUAAUUGGUUAAUGCACAAGUGCUUCCAGAAUGCUGCUGUCGCCAUCCGAUUAAAUAAGAUGUAAUCCUCUGUUCUAUGUGCUGUAUCGGAUACCGGGGAUGCAGUGAAUGCAGUUGAUUUUGUAGCACCAUUAAUGCAGUUGUUCUAUGUGCUUUGUUUGUUCUUUGUAGC